This is a messenger RNA of Gigantopelta aegis, 3053 nucleotides long. Its product is annotated as 85/88 kDa calcium-independent phospholipase A2-like. Bases 249 to 2654 code for a protein of 801 amino acids. Gene Ontology annotation, molecular function: protein binding. The record is from RefSeq and is a predicted model, not a curated record. Gene Ontology annotation, biological process: positive regulation of ceramide biosynthetic process; lipid metabolic process. Lineage: Eukaryota; Metazoa; Mollusca; Gastropoda; Neomphalida; Peltospiridae. Gene Ontology annotation, cellular component: mitochondrion. The transcript has 17 exons.
UUAAGUUAAAAUAAUCGCAGACCGACAAUGCUGUGCAGCUGACAACGGAUAUUUCAAUAAAUGUUUUGUCGGAACUGUUUUACGAUCGUUUAUUAUUAGCAGUAAAUAUACGAAUAUAUGUCAUAAUACAUACGCAGCUGGAAUGUGCCCAGUUGGUUUAUUUCCUUAGAAACAUGAUGGCCAAUGCUGUUUUAAAGGAAGUUACACGUAGUGUGAAUUGAUGGUGUCGCUGAUGUGAACUGUUGGAUAUGGCUGGAAUAGUUAAGACUUUGAUCGAUGGGUUUAUCAAUGCAGCGUCGGCCAUCGUCAGUCCUUACAAGGUGCAAGUAGAAUCGACCGAUGCCUUUGAAACGCUUCCUGUUCUGGUGAAAGAGGGAUGUAUUAACUUGUACAAACGCUCUGAAUGCUUUGAAUGUGUUAUUAUGCCAGAAGAUGCCAAACCAAAUUGUUUCAGUGUGUUUCGUCUGUACUGUGAAGUGGAAUCUCGCACUCUGUUUGGGACGAUCGCACCGAAGCUGGACAUGAUACUGCAGUGUUCCAGCUCUCUGUAUUUGGAGAACACUCUACAGAGAGUGUCUGACUGUUUCCGGGAGCACCCGACCUGGACCGCAGUACACGUGGCCGCUUACACAGGAUUGCGGGAAUGUUUCAAAGACGAAGACAUGCAGAGUCUAAUCAACACUGCUUGUGAAGAAACUGGCAUAACUCCACUGAUGGCGUGCUUCAAGGGAAACCAGAUGAAAUGCAUCCAGGAGUUGCUCAGCCACAAUGCUAAGAUUGGAUUGUGUGAUAAGCAGGGGAACACUAUAUACCACCAUGCAGUCACCACUGAUCCAUCGGUCAUUCCACUGCUUGCAUGUUACGACACCGAAGAGGCAAUCAACUGGUUGAAUGGUAAAGGGGAGACAGCUCUUUUCAUUGCUUGCAGUAAGAUGCUGCCCGAUGCCACCGAUAUUCUCAUCCACGUUGGUGCCGACCCGGCUGUGUCCACUGCAGACUGUUUACCAGUCCACGCUGCAGCCAGAAGCGGAGAUGUAAAGUCUCUCAAGCUCAUUUUACAAAUACAUCCAAACCAGAUCAGUGCACUUGAAAACACAUACCAGAGGACUCCACUACACUGGGCGGCAAAUAAAGAGAUUAUUCAGAUGCUGCAUCCCAAAGGCUGUGAUAUGAAUGCUGUUUGCGGACAAGGUUUCACACCUCUCCAAGUCAUGAUGAUGGAUCAAAAGAUUGACUGCUGUAUAGCACUGGUUAGCCGAGGAGCUGAUGUAAACGUUGUUGAUUCGGAUGGUGAAACUGUUCUCCACAAAGCUGUACAGAAAGACGCUGUCGAACUUGUUCACAUGUACAUCAUUUAUGGAGCUAAUAUUAAUCUGCAAAAUAAGGAUGGACAUUCUCCAAGACAUAUGGCUUCAGUGUCUAGUAAUAAAAACAGAGAUUUGAUACUGUAUCAUCUGCAUAUUUCUGGAGCUAAGCGAUGUGACAAGGAUGUUACAGGAUGCGAGGAUGGGUGCCUAGCUGAAGGGACAUAUAAUUGUUCCCCAGACAAAAAACUGAAGACAUUGUUUCAAAGAGAUGAUGUAGCCAUAUUGGACAAACUAUUGUGUGCCUCGGUGACUUGUGAUGGGGCUCCUAGGAAUAAAACUGGAGGAUCUAAUUUUGGAGACAGGGUUCUCUCCCUUGAUGGUGGAGGUAUUCGAAGUCUUGUCUUGAUAGAAACAUUGAUGGCAAUUGAAAAAAUUGUUGGUCGACCAAUCAAAGAUUGUUUUGAUUGGAUUUGUGGAACCAGUACCGGGGGCUUCCUGGCAUUGUGCAUUGCUUUUGGAUUUCCUCUGCACUAUUUGAAAGUUCUUUUCUUCCGAAUGAAGGAUGAGGUAUUCAAAGGAACACGGCCAUACUCACCGGAAGCUUUUGAGCUGAUGUUGAAACGAGAGUUUGGAGAGAACACAACCAUGGCUGAAAUAAAACAUCCAAAAGUGCUGGUAACUGGUGUAUUAGCCGAUCGACACCCACCUGAGUUGCACAUGUUCCGAAACUAUCACAGACCGUUGAACCAGCUUCGCCCAGACGAUGAGAAAGAAGAUAAAAUCCCACCAAUGCCCAAGCCUGAAGAACAGAAAAUAUGGCAAGCUGCGCGAUGCACUGGAGCCGCUCCAACGUACUUCCAGCCUUACAAAAACAUACAAGACGGAGGUCUCAUAGCAAACAAUCCAGCCCUUGACCUUCUCACAGAGAUACAGGAGUAUAAUGUCGCACUUAAACAAAACAAACAAGUGGAUAAAAUUCGCCAUCUAAGCUGUGUUGUCUCCCUUGGAACCGGAAGAAUGCCACAGACAGAAGCGAACAUCGUGGAUGUGUUUUGUCCAGAAAACCUACAUGAUGCAGCAAAAACUGUUAAAGGAGCAUCUAUCUUAAGUCAUCUGAUAGUACAUCAGGCGACAUUGUCGGAGGGCCGCCCGGUGGACCGUGCCCGAGCGUGGUGCAGCAUGAUCAACGUACCAUUCUUCAGAUUCAGUCCACAGCUGUCCGAGGACGUUCAGCUCAAUUGCCAUGACAACAGGAAGCUCAUCAACAUGAUGUGGGAAGCUCACUGCUACAUGGUGGCCAAUCAAUCUCGACUCCAAGAGUUAGCCAGCCUGCUCAAGGCUGGAUGAUAAGAAACUGGCACAAACAUCAGAUGGAUAAUUUAAAAAAAAUGGCUUCUUCGAGUAAUUAGCUUAAAACUGGAAAGAGCAAUGCUGUAGUCACUGUCAUGAAAACCUCUAUGGCUACCAUGAUUCUUGUCAGAAACAGCAGAUUUAGAAACUAAAACUCUUGACAUCAACAAUUCAUGAUUGUAAGAGCAAUAAUUUUAUUCGUUCUUCAAAUCUUUAGCUUUUAAAAAAUUAUUUUUAAUUUAAUGCAGUCUAUUCUAUUAUGCUGUUUUAUUCUGUUCUGCAACAAUUCUGAUGUUGCUUAGUCCAUUCUAUUAUGCUGUUUUGUUCCGUUCUGUUAUAAUUCUUAUAUUGCUUUCUAUUCAGUUUUAUUAUAUUUAUUAAAACGUUUUUAUAGUA